CCUUCCCCCUUCUCGCCGCUACCUGAGGGGUCGCCGGCUGGGACGUGCGACCACCAAGGAAGGUGGCGGCGCGGCUCCUCUCCGCCCCAUGGUUCGUGUAGGGCGUUGGAUCUGGGGCGGCGGCCCUAGCGGCGAGGGCGGCGCGUGCAUGGCAGUAGGCGGCGGUCACUAGCACACGGAGACGCAUCCUUGGUUGCGCGGGAAACGAGGAGGCGGUGGUCGGGGGCUCGGUGCGGGAGCCGACUCCACCGGUUCCCUGCGCCAGAUCUAAAGAGGGCGACAUCUCCGCGCGCGGCCCGGCGAGCCCCAUCUGCUCAGGACUCCGGCGUCCUCUGGUUCGUCGGGCCUGCAGGCUGGGUGGCGUGCUUAGGGUCGAGGGAGCGGAUUGGGGGAAACCCUUGGCCCGCGGUGACGGCCACGACGUCGACGGCGCAGCGGGCGCGUUUUCCCUCUUCUGGGCCACACCGAGAAGAAACGUUGUUGAGCUAUAAAUAGCCACCAAUGCCCAAUUGCCACAUUCACGCAUACAGAAAAAUAGAAGCAAAUAGAGCUCUCGGUUUGAGAAACCCCAUGGCAGAAAGAGCAGAAGGAAGGCCCUCAGAUGCGCUCAUCGUGAUGGUCAUUGAUGAAGAUGAGUUCCAUGCCAACUCUGCAAAAUCCAUGCUCUCUGAAUUGAACUAUUAUGUGGCAGUCUAUACAAGUCCCAUAGAAGCGCUCGGUAUUCUUGAAAAGAAAGCACAUGAUGUUGAUUUUGUCAUAGCAGCGGUGGACAUGGAAGAGUUGAAUGGCUUUCAGUUCCUGGAAGCAGCCAAAGAUAUGCAUCGAAACCUUCAAGUGAUCAUGAUGUCAGCAGAUACAACAAUGUACACAAUGAAGAGAUCUGUUGAACUUGGUGCUCGUUUUUUGGCGAAGAAGCCUCUUGAUGCUACUACCAUUCACAAUAUGUGGCAACAUCUUGAUGUAAAAGUUCUUAGGCUGAACAGGAUGAAGUAUCUGUUUCAAGGUGUUGGAGAUAAAGCGCAAGAUGGAGAAGAAGUUGGAGAGUCUGUAGCACAGCAAAAGGAUGGAACUAAAACGACCACUCAUUUCAAAUGGAUACCUUUCCUGGAGAGCAAGUUUUUAUAUGCUCUUCAAAUACUUGGAGCAAAUGCAUCGCCCAGCAAGAUAAAGAUAAUCAUGAACGUGGAUACUGUUACGAGGAAACAAAUUUCUGCGCAUCUGCAGAAACAUCGAAAGCGUAUGGAAAGGGAACAAAACAUGGCAAUGUUUAUGGAUAGCUACGGGAAUUGUGCCUCAAGUUCUAAAUCCGUGAAGACUCGUCAUACAAUCCCUUACAUGUCGGGCUAUCAUUCAGAAGACGAUGUCCAAAGAACAAUGAUGCCAAGCUUGUUUGGAGACACUCAAGGCGUUGAUGUAUCUGCAGCAAUGCGAAGAGCCUUACAACUUGGGGCUGUUUUUGACGAGUUCCAGUAUUCCAAUGGUCCUUCUAGUGACGAACCAUGUGAAGGUAUAGGACAUAAAACAGGAGAAGAUGGCAUCGUUGAUGACGCUAACGGCUCAAAUUCAUCUAGUCAUGAUCAAGUUGCUGCUCAAACAUACAAUUCAAGAGCUGCACAAGCAAUCACAUUCAGGAACAAUUAUCAUCGUGACCAAGUCUCCAACAUAAGUAAGGUUCCAGUUGAGGGCCUUGUAGACUAUCCAGAUUCCGAGGAUUCUGAUUCAGAGGAGAUGCCUUAAUUCAACUAGAUAUUAUUGAGUAUGGACCUAAAAUCUCACUAGACUCUAUGGUGAGUUGAAGAUUAACAUGCAGAGCCGAGUCGGUGAUGUUAGGGGCCUAAUCAAAGUGUCGUUAUUUUCUUUGCAAGAUUGACAAAGACAUUCCAAUAAGAUUGAAUCGUGAGUGCUAGAAACUAAGAGGCAAGAUAGCUUACUCUCCGAUUUAUACUAGAUAUACUAGUUCACUAUUCUUGUAAACUAAUCAUG
Triticum aestivum (bread wheat) is the source of this 1983-nucleotide messenger RNA. Its product is annotated as two-component response regulator ORR29. The transcript has 8 exons. Gene Ontology annotation, molecular function: DNA binding. Lineage: Eukaryota; Viridiplantae; Streptophyta; Magnoliopsida; Poales; Poaceae. The record is from RefSeq and is a predicted model, not a curated record. Gene Ontology annotation, biological process: cytokinin-activated signaling pathway; phosphorelay signal transduction system. The coding region runs from base 502 to 1737 and encodes 411 amino acids.